AUGGAUGAAAAUGGAGUCUUAUCAAAAAUGGAAAAGUUACUCAAGACAAAUACUGCAAAAAUGAAAGGGAAGCAAUCGUUCGCCCCUGAAGCUUUUGUGUUUCACCCACCAGAUGAUCUGAAGACCUAUCGAUUAACGCCUGUGACUCCCAGAAAAUAUGUCUUAAAUAGAAAUGAAACUGCUACUAAAAAUGUAGAUGGCCUUCCAAUAAAAGAAGUCCUAUCACUUGAAGUAAAUGAAGAUCAGAAAUCCCAGUCGCAACAUAACGUGCUGUAUUUCAGGAUCGUGCAUUUGUUCCUAGCAUUGGAUAAUUCUCGCUGUGGGGCCGUCCUCUGCAGUGUAGGAUGUUUUGUGGCAUCCCAGGCCAGUAGCACUCCUCUAGUUCGUGACAAUCACAAAUGCUCUCGACGUUGCCAGAUGUCCCCUGGGGGCAAAAUUGACCAGUGUGGAGAACCACUGCCUUUGGACAAGCAAAGCCUGAUAACUAGAAUCUGGGAGGCCCUAACACGAGGUCGUUUUAUCACUGCUUGGCUUGCAACCAAGGUCCUGUUUGGUUCUUUAACUUUUAAAAAUCUCAUAUUUCCUUUAGCCAAAGGUCUUAUUCGCAUCGCUGUUGGUCAAACAAGACUCCUUAUGAAAGAAAGGUUCAAACAGUUUGAAGGACUGGUGGACGAUUGUGAAUAUAAACGAAGUGAAAAGGAUACCACCUGCGCCGAUCUAGAUGGCUUUUGGGAUAUGGUUCGCUUUCAGAUACAGGAUAUACACCAAAAAUUCAACAAUUUGACCAAACUUGAGGAGUGUGGAUGGGAGAACGAUAAUAAUACAAGCAAAAAAGUCUUUCAGAAACAAGUUGUCUCGGGUAUAGCAAGUAAACCGAAACAGGACGAUGGCGGGAGAAUGGCAGCUAGAAAUCGCCUCGCUGCUGUAAAAAAGGCGAUGAGAGAGAGGGGUCAGCGGAAAGAGCAGGCUGAGGCAGCAGCCUCUGCAGCGCCCAAGGAAGUUGAUCAAAUAGUGUUUGACGCUGGAUUUUUCAGAAUUAAAAGUCCUGUUAAAUCAUUCUCAGUAGUUGGUAAUAAUCUCACUACUGAAUGCCAUCUUCUUGAUUCAGUAAGUUUUCCAACUUAAUUUGAAAAGUUCCCUU
Messenger RNA from Ceratotherium simum simum (southern white rhinoceros), 1141 nucleotides. Lineage: Eukaryota; Metazoa; Chordata; Mammalia; Perissodactyla; Rhinocerotidae. The record is from RefSeq and is a predicted model, not a curated record.